Messenger RNA from Camelus dromedarius (Arabian camel), 3570 nucleotides. RefSeq names its product ankyrin repeat domain-containing protein 26-like. The transcript is spliced from 5 exons. Lineage: Eukaryota; Metazoa; Chordata; Mammalia; Artiodactyla; Camelidae. The record is from RefSeq and is a predicted model, not a curated record. Bases 252 to 1052 code for a protein of 266 amino acids.
CAGCUUCAACAAGAACUGACUGACACCCGAAAGAAAGUGUCCAUGUUGGAAGCGUCCCUGGAGGUGACAGCACAUCAUAAGACUAAUUCAGAAAACAAGAGACGGGAUGGAGAGAGGAAGUCACAUCAAACUGCGAAUCCAAAUGCUGAUCUUCCAGCAAAAGAGGAGUCUACAUCUUCAGUAGUUCUCCAUCUGAGUGCAGAAACUCAGCUUCUUCUAAAGGAGUUAUUACCCUAUUACCUGUGAAAGAGAUGCAAAGGAAAUGUGAAGCACUAGAGGAGGAGAAGAAGAAGUUGGAGGAAGAAGCAGUAAACCUGAGACGUCACCUCGAAAUGAACCCAGUGGAACGCAGCCAAGUGGAGCAUUACAAACGGGAGCCUGGAGAGCAAGCAAGACGGGAUGCAGUAGAAGCACUGAAAGAACUCAGGCGAGCUGUGCAGCACAGACAGGAAACUGAAGAACAAGCAAGACAUGAUGUAGUAGAGAAACUAAAAGAAAUCAGCCAGUUUUUACAGGCACAAGCAGGAUUUCAAGAAAACGUGUUGACAGAGUAUAAGCGUGCUUCAGUUAGUCAAACGGAACCCAGAGUUAAAGAUCUGGAGCCUGAACUUAAAAGCGAUUCUAAUGAAAACAAAUUGGAAAAAUACAAACAACUGUACCUGCAAGAGCUAGAAAAUAGAAAGUCUUUGGCAAGUGAACUUAGCUCGGUUAAUGAGAGGCUGGCCGAGGUGAGCACUAAGCUUCUGCUGGAGAGACAGCACAAGAGCUCUUUCCCUGGCUUUGUUCCUGCAAGGCCUGUUGGCGCACCUCCUUCUGCUUCUGGUACUAGCGUGGAGGCCAAAAGGAGUCCUACUCGAAGAAGGCGCUUCAGGACUUUUUCCGACCCUUCAACUAACUUGAGCGUUCCCUUGUUCCGGACAGUCUUACUUCUGAAGACAAACAUCCUGAAGGAUUUGCCUGCUUCCCCACCAGCAGUCUGUCCCCACCCACGCUGGUGUGUCUUCGCUUCCUCUAUUCCCACGCAGCAAGUCACUCGUGACUCCCACGUCUAAACCAAGGUGACACCUUUCCGGCCCUUGUCUAACUGAACUUCUCAUUCCUCCGGGCAUUCCAUGUAGCUGAUCUCUGUAACUGACUGCUGCCUGCAGCUUCCUCUUUAGUCUUCAGCUGAAGAGGAUGUUGAAGGUGAGGGCUGCAGCCUUCUUGGUGAGUUCACUCAGUUUACCCUGGCUGUCUCCCAAGGAAGUACACGUGUUAUUCAAUUUUUAUUUUUCUCCUGUUAGUCUGCCUCAUGUCAGGUUAAUUCUUAGACCAGCCAGAUGAGUCUAGAAGGGUGGAGGACCGCUCCCCGCCCCCACCCUAACUCAAGCCUGAGCACAGGUAGCUGUGCUCAUUCUCAGCUGGCGUGGGCGCUGCCGCGCCUGCAGGGAAGAGGUCGAUGGCAAACUCUGCUAUUCCUCCAGCACUAGCCAGUGAGCUGAAGCUCACCUGAAUGUCCUCCAGGCUGAGCUGGGGUCACUGCUCCCGGCAGCAGAAGACUGCCUUUGUGAAAGGAAAACAAAAACGGAGUCUGCAUUGCUCGAGAGGGCUCACGAAGGAGGUGAGAGUUACGCACAUCUCAGCCCACAGAGAACCCGGCCCUGUGAGCAUUUAUUGCCCGAAUGAAGUCAUCCGGAACACCUGCCAGAAACUUCAGCUUCACUCCUGCUCUGCUCUCUCAAGACGGCCCUACAGUCCUGAGAUGCUCUGCCCCCUUCCCAUCCCCACACCGUCUCAUACCUCAGGUCUCAGUGCACCACCACUGUUUUAUUUUCCUCUGUUUUCUCUUUGGCUUUUUUAGUUAUUUGCCUUUUUAUUGAUGUAUAUAAUCAGUCAAGAUGUGUCUGUUUUUGGUGUACAGAAAUGGAAUUGACCUUAAUCUACUAACAAAGAAUGUCAAACAGUUUGCGUUAAAUGUUCAUGUUUACUUGUAUUAACCAAAGUUUUGCAGCCGAGCUGUACUCUGCUCAGGACUAAAGUGCUGUUGAAUUGUUUCAUUAGUGCUGUGCAUACGCUCUGAUGGGAAAGUUUUUGAUGUCCUAACAGAAAUACAUUAUGAUCUAUUUUCCUAUGGAGUUGUUUCUAUUAUCACCUUUUAUUUUCACUUUUAUUUAACAGCAGUACCUCUUUUCCUUUUAAUCCAAUUUUAUAUGCUGCUAAAUAUAUUUUAAGUAUAGUGUGUUUGCAAACCUUGGUAGCCAUGAUGAGAACUUUAUCAUGUGUAGUAGGAAAAGCUAUGAAAACAGGUAGAUUGUAAACAGAAAAUAUUAUGUUGUAACUGUAUGAAUUUUUAACUGCUGUAGACUGGAUUUUGGAAAAGAAUGUAAAAUUUAUCCUCUCAGAAUAAUUAAUUUGUAAAUUCUGGAAGUUCAAUUUUUAUGUGGAUGGUAUGACACUUGAAAAUACUGUCUUGGGGUUUUUCCCUGAAAAUACCCAGAUGUGGCACCAGUUGCAGCAGGGGCACCAGAGUCAGCAGGGACAGCAGAGGCACCAGAGGCGGAGGAGAGAGGAGGAGGAGGAGGACCCGGAGCAUCGGCGGCGGCAGGAGGAGGAGGAGGAGGACCCGGAGCGCCAGCGGCGGCGGCGGCAAGAAGGGGGGCGGCAGCUCAGCAGGAGGAGAAGACCCGGUAGGUAUUCACGCUCCGCGGAGCUGAGCCAGACGCGUCUUCUUACACACAGGUUGCCACUUCCCGGGCUUGAGAGUGAGCGUGGUGUCGGCGGAGGGAGAUGGCCUGGGAGCGCAUUAUUUCAUAUUUAUGUUAGUUGUGUGGGUCCAGAGUGAAGAUAUAAAAUCCAUAAUUUAGUACAGGUUUUGGAUAAAAAAUAGUGAAAAAUCCUGAGCUAAAGGGUCACACUCAGAGAAUGCCAUCAAUGUACCACUGUCUGCUGGAGGUGGAGACCCACGGGAGAGUCCACUGGGGUCAGCGCUGGGUGCCAGGGGUGUUUCAGCAUCUUGUCUAUGUCCCAGGUUAUGAAAAGCAGAGCACUGAUGAUGUCCAAUAGGGAGAUGACCAAGUACCAGAACCUGCAAAUAGAGAAUUGAGGUUUCAUAUUGCCUUUCAACACUGAAAACCUGAGCCAAGUACAGUAUUUUUUUCAAGUUUUGGCUACAUAUUCAGAAAGAUAUGAGCCUUAUACUUUUUGCUUAUCUAAAAAUAAGGCAGGAUUUCAUAGGAUUUGCAACUGGGUUAAGACAAACUUUAGGGACAUUAAAAGUGUUGUCUAGGUUACUUAUGUUUUCAUGGGAAAAUGUUAAGUGUAUACAGACUUUCACAUUAAAUUUUUUCCUGGAACAUGUACUUGGAAUAAUAAGCAAUUAUAUUCUGAUCUCAAUACCAUGUACUAUUUAUAGGUAGAGCUCUGGAAAUUUAAAAAAUCAUAACAAACUCCCAACAGAUACUCAUUUUGUAUGACAUUGGGGUUGUAACAUGUGAAUGAUUGCAUAGAAGAAAGAAACCCUCCAGCAAACUUUCCUGAAAUUGUGUGGGUGAUGGAACAGAAAACAUAAUAAAUAUAGAAAAAAAGUGAAAA